AUGUCAUCAUCAUAUAAUGAGCUAUCUUACGAAUCACCCUAUGUAUCACCAUUAUCAAAUCACGCAUAUAUUAUUUGUGAAAUAAUAAGGUAUUUAAAUCGUCAGGUAGAUCUAGUUUCAUGUUGUCAAGUAUCCAAGCUUUGGAAUACUUGUGCCAUACCAUCAUUAUGGCGGUCACCAAAAAUAAAACACAUUUCUACUUUAACAAAAUUUGUAAGAACACUGGUUAGAACACACCAGGGUAUCACAAUGUAUUCUUAUGGGUGUAUGAUUCAACAUUUGGAUUUAUCACGAGUAAAUCUUGCUUGCGAGUCACCUGAAUUAGGUUUAAUUGCUGAAACAUGCGGCGUCUUGAAAAGUAUUAAUUUAACAAAUGUUCAGCAUCUGAGCGAAGAAAUAUUAAGCAGAUUUUCUAGUCGGUGUUCCGAUUUAAGAUCACUCACACUGUUAAAUCUACCAUAUAUCGCAGACAAAUCGAUGAUUAAUGUUAUAACUAGAUGUCAUCGAUUGGAACAUCUGGCAUUUGGAGAUUGCUUAGGCAUCAAAGAUCAAUCAAUACUUCAACUCGCAUAUUCAGCAAAAAAUCUUACGACGCUUGAAAUAUUUUUUAAAAAUAAAAUCGAAAACGAUUCAUUUAUACUCAUAACCAAAAAUUGCAUGAGGUUGAAAAAUAUACACAUUUGGGAAUGCGAAUUGUUGAGUGAUGCAGCCAUAACAACCAUGGCAAUAAAUUUAAACACACGACUUGAAUCCUUAAUACUGCACAACAUAAAAAACAUCACAGACGUAUCAUUAACACAAGUAGCAGUCAGAUGUACAAACCUACGGAAUCUGGGAUUAGAGCCAUAUGAAGGAGUAACCAAUGAGACGUUGAUUGCAUUUGCUGAUUAUGCAAAAAAAUUGGAAUCAUUUGAAAUCUCGCUUAACAAAGCACAAAAUAUUUCUAAUGAUGGGUUUAUAGCGAUAGCUGAUGGAUCAAAGCAACUUAGUAAAGUGACGUUUCAAUCGUCAACCUUGAACGUAACAGACAUCACGUUAAAUAUUAUGUCAGUAAGAUCUGCAACAACUUUGACGUGCUUACAUCUUUACAAUUGUAGUUUUUCAGAUUCGGCAUUUACGGUAUUAGAAAAAGCGAGACCGCCGAUAAAUGAUUUAUGUCUGUUCACAUUGCCAAAUAUCACAGAUGAUCCAAUCAUCAGAUUUCUUUACAGUAUUUCCAAUACACUUACCUCUUUACAAUUAUCUAAUUGUGAGAGCAUUACAGAAGAGUGCGUAGUGUCGGGAGUUAGCGAGUGUAAAUUGUUGAAAAAAUUGUCAUUGUAUUUGUCUAAUGAUUUUACAACAAGAGGAUUAGAUGCAAUAGUAAAAUUACGUGAUAAUUUAAAAGAAUUAUCUUUAGCGAGUAUAGAAGAUAUUCCAAGUGAGGCUGCGGCGCCAAAAUUAGCGAGUCUAAGAAAUCUUGGGGAAUUACGAAUUCGAGAUUGCUCAAAUUUAAAACCAGACGAUGUCCUUACAAUAUGUUGUGGUUGUCAUCAACUUGAAGAAUUUUUCUUUGGUUGUGGUAAUUACAUAACAGAAGAAUUUGUUCAAGAAUAUAAUUAUUACGGAAGGAAUAGACCGCUUUUGGUGAUAGGCCCAGAAACCUAA
Entrophospora sp. SA101 is the source of this 1647-nucleotide messenger RNA. Lineage: Eukaryota; Fungi; Glomeromycota; Glomeromycetes; Entrophosporales; Entrophosporaceae. The record is from the annotation of a GenBank genome assembly.